AUGUCGGCAGGAGCCUGUAUAAAUACAAUUUCAAGGAGAUCGUUCUUCGCAAAAUUUUUUAAAAAUACAUUAGAGAAAGCUCGCCAACGAAAUGUAGAACAAUUCGGAAAAUACAGCAUUGUUGAACCAGGGAUUGUAUCUCCAAUUCUAAAAGUUCCACCGUACAUUCCGAAACCAGAGUACUCUGAAACUGGUGAGCCCGCCGAACCACCCAAGGAGCCAGAAAUCAAAGACAAAAAUCAAAUAGAAUGCAUGAUACACAGCUGUCUUCUUGCUAAAAAAGUGUUGAAGACGAUACGACCUGAUGUCAAGGCCAAUGUAACUACUGACUAUUUAGACAAGAAAAUUCAUGAGUUGAUAGUAAACAAUGGUGCCUACCCAAGUCCCUUAAAUUAUAAAGGAUUUCCAAAAUCGAUUUGCACAAGUAUUAACAAUGUGGCUUGUCACGGCAUACCAGAUGAUCGAGCUCUGGUGGAUGGGGAUAUUUUGAACAUCGAUGUCACGGUGUAUCAUAAUGGCUUUCACGGAGAUUGUUCUGAAAUGUUUGAAGUUGGAGAAGUUGAUGAUGAAGGAAAGAGAUUGAUUCAAGUAGCAGAAGAGUGUCUUAUGACAGCAAUUGGAAUUUGUAAACCCAAUGAAAAAUUUUGUAGCAUAGGUAAUAUCAUUGAAGAAACUGCUUACAAACAUAAUUACAAUGUACUGCCAGCUUUUGGAGGUCAUGGUAUUGGUGCAUAUUUCCAUGGCCCUCCUGACAUCUACCAUUUUGAAAACGAAUUUGAAGGAGUAAUGAAACCAGGAAUGACCUUUACAAUAGAACCCAUAUUGACCCAAGGUGGGCAUGACGUUUGUAUUCUAGAUGAUGGUUGGACUGCUGUGACUGUGGAUAGCGCACGAACAGCGCAAAUAGAACAUACAAUAUUAAUAACUGAUCAUGGCGCUGAUAUAUUAACAAGGCCGAAUUAA
This is a messenger RNA of Copidosoma floridanum, 963 nucleotides long. Its product is annotated as methionine aminopeptidase 1D, mitochondrial. Gene Ontology annotation, molecular function: metalloaminopeptidase activity. Gene Ontology annotation, biological process: proteolysis. NCBI's taxonomy places the organism in Eukaryota, Metazoa, Arthropoda, Insecta, Hymenoptera, Encyrtidae. The record is from RefSeq and is a predicted model, not a curated record.